Messenger RNA from Sturnus vulgaris (Common starling), 3881 nucleotides. It is a transcript of the gene AARS2, whose product is annotated as alanyl-tRNA synthetase 2, mitochondrial. The record is from RefSeq and is a predicted model, not a curated record. Gene Ontology annotation, cellular component: cytoplasm; mitochondrion. Lineage: Eukaryota; Metazoa; Chordata; Aves; Passeriformes; Sturnidae. Gene Ontology annotation, biological process: alanyl-tRNA aminoacylation. Gene Ontology annotation, molecular function: alanine-tRNA ligase activity; ATP binding; nucleic acid binding.
GCCCCGGCGCCGCCGUCCGCCGUGGGGCACCAUGGCUGCGGCCGCCCGGCUGCGGCGGCGGCUGCUGCUGGCGGUGCCGUGGCGCUGGCGCUGCAGCCCCCGCCGCGGCAGUGCCGCCGUCCCGUCGGCGGGGCAGAUCCGCGCCGCCUUCCUGCGCUUCUUCGAGGAGCGCCACGGCCACCGCCGCCUGCCCUCGGCCCCCGUGCGGCCCCGCGGCGACCCGCGCCUCCUCUUCGUCAACGCGGGCAUGAACCAGUUCAAGCCCAUUUUCCUGGGCACGGUGCACCCCCGGAGCGAGCUGGCCCAGCACCGGCGGGUGGUGAACAGCCAGAAGUGCGUGCGCGCCGGAGGGAAGCACAACGAUCUGGAGGAUGUGGGCCGAGAUACCUACCAUCACACUUUCUUCGAGAUGCUGGGGAACUGGUCCUUUGGGGAUUACUUUAAGGAGGAGGCAUGUAGCAUGGCCUGGGAGCUGUUGACAGAGGUCUAUGAGAUCCCCAGAGAUCGUCUCUACGUCACCUAUUUUGGUGGAGACCCCUCACUGGGGCUGAGCGCUGAUGAGGAGUGCAGGGACGUGUGGCUCCGCCUGGGGGUUCCUGCCAGUCACGUGCUUCCUUUCCCAUUGAAGGAUAACUUCUGGGAGAUGGGGGACACAGGUCCCUGUGGUCCUUGCACAGAGAUCCACUAUGACCACGUGGGCGGUGGCAGAAAUGCUGCAGCACUGGUCAACCAGGGCAGCCCAGAUGUAGUGGAGAUCUGGAAUUUGGUCUUCAUGCAGUACAGCAGAGAGGUGGAGGGGAAUCUCCUUCCUUUGCCACAGCACCAUGUGGAUACAGGAAUGGGUCUGGAAAGGCUGGUGACAGUUCUGCAGAACAAACGCUCCAACUAUGACACAGAUCUCUUCACUCCCAUCUUGGAUGCCAUUCACAAGGGCUGCAGGGCACCCAGAUACCAAGGUUUGGUGGGGGAUGCUGAUGCUGGGCGUGUGAACAUGGCUUACCGUGUAGUGGCAGAUCAUGUGCGCACCCUGUGCGUGUGCAUCACUGAUGGCAUCUACCCAGGCUUCUCUGGAGCAGAACUGGUGCUGCGUCGGAUCCUGCGCAGGGCUGUACGCUUUUGCUCUGAAGUUCUGCAGGCUCCACCUGGGCUCCUGGCCUCCCUGGUGCCUACUGUAGUGGAAGUGCUGGGAGAUGCUUAUCCAGAGCUGACAAGGAAUGCCAACCAGAUCAAGGAUAUCAUCAAUGAGAAUGAGGCCGCAUUUCUGUCCUCCCUGGAGCGUGGGAGGCGCAUCAUCGAGCGGACAGUGCAGCAGAUGGAGCCAUCCACAUAUUUCCCAGCUGAAGUAGCCUGGUCUCUCUAUGGGAGUUUGGGAUUCCCUCUGGAUCUGAUUGAUUUGAUGCUUGAAGAGAAGGGAAUCAGUUUGGAUUCUGCUGCUUUUAAUGAACUUGCACUGGAAGAUGCAAAGCGGAAGGCUGGUGGCCCGCAGGCAGGGCAGCCGGGGAACACAAACACCCACCUGGAUGUGCACUCUCUGGCUUGGCUGCAGAGCAGCAAAGUGCCUGCUACCGAUGACUCUCCAAAGUACGCCUACAGGCUGGGGCAGCAGGGCCAGUACGAGUUCAGCCCAUGCCAGGCCACUGUCCUGAUGCUGUACAGAGAUCAGUCUCUCCAUAAGGAGGUUGGGGCAGGGCAACGCUGUGGUGUCAUCUUGGACAGGACUAACUUCUAUGCAGAGCAGGGAGGGCAAGACUCUGACCAAGGCUACAUGAUACGUACAGGACAGCAGGAUGUGCUCUUCCCUGUAGAGUCAGUUCAUCUCUGUGGUGGCUACGUGAUCCAUGAGGUCACUGCUGUGGAAACCCUGCGUGCUGGUGACCAAGUGCAGCUCUUUGUGGAUGAGGCGCAGCGCCUGGCCUGCAUGACAAACCACACUGCCACCCACCUGCUGAACUUCGCGCUCCGGCGUGUCCUGGGUGACAGCACCGAGCAGCGGGGGUCCCACGUGACGGCACAGCGCCUGCGCUUCGACUUCGACACCAAGGGCCAUGUGACUGUGGAGCAGCUGCAGCAAGUGGAGCAAGUAGUCCAGGAUCUGAUCCAAAAAAAUGAGGUGGUGUAUAUGGCUGAAGUCCCCCUCACACAGGCAAGAAGAGUUCAGGGACUCCGAGCAGUGGAUGAGGGGUAUCCAGAUCCAGUGAGGAUAGUGUCCCUGGGGGUCCCUGUGGAGAAUGUGCUGACCUGUGACUCUGAGGCUGCAAUGCAGACCUCUGUGGAGCUCUGCUGUGGGACGCACCUUCUGCAAACAGGAUCUGUGGAAGAUCUGGCUAUCAUCAGUGAGCGUCAGCUUGUCAAAGGGAUUAGCCGUGUCAUUGCAGUGACAGGGGGACAAGCCAAAGAGGCCCGGGAAGUAGGCCAGUGCUUGGCUACAGAAGUGGACUCUGUCUCCCUACGAAUGAAGCAGAGGAUCACCUCUAUUCCUGAGAUGCAGAACCUGUCCAAAGAAGUGGGCCAGUUGAUCAAAGUGGUGGCCAGCGCUGCAAUGCCCCAGUGGCAAAGAAAAGAGCUACAGACCAUCCUGAAAGCACUGCAGCGAACAGCCAACACAGCCAUCAAGAAACUGGAGCUGCAGCAGGCUGAGAAGGCAGCACAAAUCUUGCUGGCAAAAUACUGCAACCAGCCUGUCAUCAUUGAUACUGUCCCGGCUGAUUCCCUCUCUAUCCUAAUGAAAGUAGUGAACCAGCUGUGUAACAAGUCUCCUGGCACAUCUGUCUUGCUGCUCAGCCCUCAGGCUUCGGGUGAGGUGCUCUGUGCCUGUCAGGUAUCCAAGAACUGCAUCCCCACGUUCUCUGCUGCUGACUGGGCCAUGGCUGUCUGUACACAGAUGGAAGGGAAGGCAGGAGGCUCUCCCGUCGUAGCUAAGGGCAGUGGAAAUGCCAGAGGCAUGCAGGGAGCCCUGGCUACUGCACUGGAGUUCGCUCAGAGCAAACUGUGAUGCUUUAGUGCCAGGACAGCUGUAUGCACCCAGCUGGACACUUGAUACCAAGCUUAUAUUCUGCUCAUCUGAAAGGAUUAACAGAUGAACGUUGCUGCCUUGGAGCACUUGACUUCUGACCAUCCAGGAUCAGCAGAGACCCCACUGACAGAAUGAUGCUGCCUGUUCUCAGCACGAGCAUUGGGGAUGAAGCCUUGGAAAGCGCCAGUUGCAACAGCAGGUCCUGCUUCUCGUGGAACAGUGCAAAUCUUGCCACAAGACCAGCACAGAGAUUUUGUGAGAACAUGGGGAGUUGGCACUCUUAUCUUAAAGCCAUUAAAGGGUAGAGAGUAUCCAGUCACCUGGUAUUUCUUGUUAGCUGCACCUUUUUUAAUUCUGCCCUGGCAGAGAGGUUCAUUCUGCCCCUGCAGCUCCAGAAGUCAGCACGUACUCUUGUCUAAGCAGUUCCUUCCUACUGCAGAACUCAGGACACCCCUCUGAUUAAAAACGCUACUCUAAUUUAGAAAUUAGAGAAAUCCCACCUUGCUGCUGGACUCAGGCUUGUUAGGCUAUGCAAUGGGUAGUGCUGAAGCCAGUCCUCAGCACUGAGGGAGCAAAAUUGUCCCCCCUCUCCACCUCUUUGCUUUGGAUAAGUGUUCUUAGCUCUGUCUCUUCCUGCCACUCCCUUGCAAGUCAUUGUUUCUGGCUUCUUACUGGCUCAUACCUAAAAACCAACACUGAUAUAAUGAAUUGUGAGAAUGGAAACUGUUGCUGUGUUGCAGCAUGGAAAUCCCUGCAGCAGGUCUGUGCCCUGCUUUGUGUUGAGGUGAGCAGGUCUCAUAAACUGGUUAUUUUUCACAAGCCGUGGUGGACCCAGCAAAUUCAAUUCAUAAAGACGUUUCAGCCUUCA